AUGCUGGCAGAGCAAGUCCCAGAUGUCCAGGAACAAGAGCAGCUUGGAGCAGUGAAGCUGGAGGAGGAUGAGGCUGCUGGUCAGGAGGAUUCCAGGCAGUCAAAGGUCAGGCCUCGACCCGAGGUGGCCCACCAGCUCUUCAGAUGCUUCCAGUAUCAGGAGGACAUGGGACCUCGGGCUUCUCUGAGCCGGCUUCGGGAGCUCUGCAACCACUGGCUGCAGCCAGCUCUGCACACCAAGAAGCAAAUCCUGGAGCUGCUGGUGCUGGAGCAGUUCCUGAGCGUGCUACCUCCACAUCUGCUGGGCCGCCUGAAGGGCCAGCCACUCAGGGAUGGAGAGGAAGUGGUCCUGCUACUGGAGGGCGUGCCUAGAGACACCAGCCAUGUGGGGCCACUGGAUUUUAGCUUCAGUGCUGGCAAGAAUUAUCCCCCUGCAGACAUCACCUUGGAGGGACAAGUGAGCUCUUCCCAGGUCCCCAGCCACAGCCCCAAAAGGGAGUUGCCCUCAGAAGAGCCUCCGGUCCUACAUCCAUUGAAUGAAUUACCCCCAUCUCAGCCAGUGCCCACCAGGCCAGCUGAAAUUGGGGAGUGCAGACUUGCCCCAAGUUCAAAGUGGCCAGUGAGCCCAGAGCCCCAGAGGAUACUCCAGGGCCUACAGGAAAGCUAUCCUUCCCAGGGCCCCUCAUGGCUGGAGGAGAAUUCCAGAGACCAAGAACUGGCAGCUGUGCUGGAGUCCCUGACCUUUGAGGAUGACUCAGAGAAGAAGGUGUGGCCUGCACACCCUCUUGGAUUUGGAAGCAGAAUGCCAGACAGUGAGGAACUUAAAGUAGAAGAGCGCAGAGAGAGUAUUUGGCCCAUCAUCAUCUCAACAGAGUCCCAGGCAGAUAGCUCUGGGGUAUCAAGAGCACCUCUUAAUACUGAGACCCAAGUGCAUGAGGCAAGCGGUCCUAGUGCGAGAAGGACCCCUCCAGACAGCAGUGAAGUUAUAGAGGUCACAGAGGCAGCAGAUGCCCCAGAGUCCGAGAUAGAGAUGCAGUUCAUUUGCACAGAGUGUGGCGUGAACUUCCCGCAGCUGUCUUUUCUUGAGGCUCACCAGCUGCACUCUCACCCUGGCUCUGGCUUGGGCACCAGCUCGGGCUCCAGCUGCGGCUCUGGUCCUGGCUCUGGCUCUAGCUCCGGCUCCGGCUCCGGCUCCGGCUCACGGUCCUUCCUGUGUCUGUGCUGUGGGAAGAGCUUCGGUCGCGGCUCCAUCCUGAAGCUGCACAUGCGCACACACACGGAUGAGCGGCCACACGCUUGUCACCUCUGCAACCGCCGCUUCCGUCAGAGCUCACAUCUAGCAAAGCACCUGCUAACGCAUUCAUCUGAGCCUGCUUUCCGAUGCGCAGAGUGUGACCAGGGCUUCCAGCGUCGCUCCAGCCUUGUGCAGCACCUGCUGGCGCAUGCCCAGGAACAAAAGCCCACAUGUGCCCAGGAUGGCAAGACAGAAGUGCCACAGGUGACCGUCGUGCUGUGCCCCCACUGCGGGCAGACCUUCCAGCAUCGCUCUAGCCUAAAGCGUCACCUGCGAAUCCAUGCCAGGGGCAAGGACCACCAGUCCUCGGAAGACCCGGGCAGCCUUAGUUCCAGCCAUGAGGGCAGGCCCUACGUGUGCGGUGACUGUGGCAAGACUUUCCGGCGCAGCGAGCACCUGGCGACCCACCGGCGAGUACACACAGGUGAACGACCCUUUUCCUGCCAGGCCUGUGGCCGCUGCUUUGCCCAGCGUUCCCAGCUGGCCAGCCACCAGCAGGUGCACACAGGCGAGAAGCCCCACGCCUGCAGCCAGUGUGGCAAACGCUUUGUGCGGCGCGCAGGUCUCGCUCGCCAUCUGUUGACCCACGUCGGCCUGCGCCCUCACCACUGUGCCCAGUGCGGCAAAAGCUUCGGCCAAAUGCAAGACCUGGCACGCCACCUGCGCAGCCACACGGGGGAGAAGCCGUGCCGUUGCAGCGAGUGCGGUGAGGGCUUCAGCCAGAGUGCCCACCUGGCACGCCACCAACGCAUCCACACGGGCGAGAAGCCCCAUGCCUGCGACACCUGCGGCCACCGCUUCCGCAACAGCUCCAACUUAACCCGCCACCGCCGCAGCCACACGGGCGAGCGGCCCUACAGCUGCCCGACCUGUGGCCGCAGUUUCAGGCGCAAUGCCCACCUGCAGCGCCACCUGGUCACACAUACAGGGGCAGGUCUGGAGGUGGAGGCCCCGCAGGAGUGUCCGGAGUGCGGCAAGAGCUUCAGUCGUACCUGCAAUCUGCUGCGCCACCUGCUGGUACACACAGGUGCCAGGCCCUACUCCUGCGCGCAGUGCAGCCGGAGCUUCAGCCGCAAUUCGCACCUGCUGCGCCACCUGCGAACCCAUGCCCGCGAGACGCUGUACUAGCUUAUCCCACCAUCCAGCAGCCGUGUCCCGUGCGCACCUCCACGUCUGGAUGAGGCUUUCUGUGGUGGCCCCC
This is a messenger RNA of Nannospalax galili (Upper Galilee mountains blind mole rat), 2494 nucleotides long. It is a transcript of the gene Zscan10, whose product is annotated as zinc finger and SCAN domain containing 10. The transcript has 5 exons. Gene Ontology annotation, biological process: regulation of transcription by RNA polymerase II. NCBI's taxonomy places the organism in Eukaryota, Metazoa, Chordata, Mammalia, Rodentia, Spalacidae. Gene Ontology annotation, molecular function: RNA polymerase II cis-regulatory region sequence-specific DNA binding; DNA-binding transcription factor activity. Bases 1 to 2421 code for a protein of 806 amino acids. The record is from RefSeq and is a predicted model, not a curated record.